This is a messenger RNA of Medicago truncatula (barrel medic), 2745 nucleotides long. RefSeq names its product protein NRT1/ PTR FAMILY 7.1. Gene Ontology annotation, molecular function: transmembrane transporter activity. The coding region runs from base 808 to 2565 and encodes 585 amino acids. The transcript has 6 exons. The record is from RefSeq and is a predicted model, not a curated record. Gene Ontology annotation, cellular component: membrane. Gene Ontology annotation, biological process: transmembrane transport. Lineage: Eukaryota; Viridiplantae; Streptophyta; Magnoliopsida; Fabales; Fabaceae.
AAAAAAAGGAACUAAAACAUGUGUAAUUUACUUUCAAAAAGGUGACAUGCUAAAAAAUAGUAAGAGAUGAAUAGAGAUAUUUCCGUGACUUCAAAGCUAACAAAUAUGCCUAAUCACUUCCUCAAAAGAAAACAAAUAUGCCUAAUCAUGAAUUAGAGGGAAAAAUUUGUUAAAGAAUAAGCAUUUGUAAAACAACAUAAUCAUAUAACAAAUUAGCUAUAAAUAUGCCAAAUCCACAAAAAAAAAAAAAAUCAGAAACUAUUUGGCCAAAUUAAUUCACCGUGAAUCAAGCAAGAAACAAGACCACUUCAGCUUUCAAAGUGUCCAUGGUCCAUUCAAUUUGUUUUCUUCCUUUUUUUUUAUAACUAAAUUUUCGAAAGUUUGUUACACUUACUACUAAAUAGUCAUUAUGAUCCGCAUAUAUCGUUUACUAUAACUAUUUUAUUUGUUAUUUGUAUUGUUUAUAAAGAGAACUUUACAAAGAGUGUUGCUUAGUUCCCUUCAAAACAAGGAGUGUUACAAACAAAGAUAUAUAACAUUAACAUAAGCAUUCAUAUUUCUUCAUCUCUUCUCUAAUUGUUUCAGAAAGACUAAGAAGAAGAAAAGCAGUGUUGCUGUUUAGAGUGAAGUGAUAAACAAGUUUGAACCAUAAAUGACAAAAAGUGUCAACACGAAGACUCGUGUAUGCUGUUCUUAUUGUGAAAUCAUUUUGGUGUUCUUGGUUGCUGCUUCUUUCUCUUCUCCAUCACCAGAAUCUGACACUAUUCCAAAGGAGUUCACUUUAUCUGUCACCAAAUUUCGCAAAAGAUGGAACCAGCAGGACCCCCCAACAAUGUCAAUCCUGACAAUAUUGAAGUAGUUGAGGCGACAGAAGGAAAUCAUGUCAAUGGAGAAGUGGCAGAUGGAAAGAGUAAAGGAGGAUGGACAACUGCAUACAUCUUGCUAGCUAAUCAAGCACUGGCAACACUAGCAUUCUUUGGAGUUGGAGUGAACUUGGUUCUGUUCCUAACGAGAGUCCUUCGUCAAGACAGUGCCGAGGCUGCUAAUAAUGUCAGCUUGUGGACUGGAACUGUUUACAUAUUUUCACUCUUGGGAGCAUUCCUUAGUGAUUCUUAUUGGGGAAGAUACUUAACAUGCGCUAUCUUUCAGCUCUUCUUUGUUCUGGGUUUGGGGCUGAUGUCUUUGACAUCAUGGCUGUUUUUGAUCAAACCAUUAGGUUGCGGUAAUGAACAUAGCGUUUGCAAUGAACCAACACCAUUGGGAAUAGGCCUAUUCUAUUUGUCAAUAUAUUUGGUUGCAUUUGGAUAUGGAGGGCAUCAACCUACCUUAGCAACAUUUGGAGCUGAUCAAUUUGAUGAUAAGAGUAUUCAACAAACCAACUCCAGAGAGGCUUUCUUUAGUUACUUUUACUUUGCACUCAAUGUUGGAUCACUAUUUUCCAACACCAUUUUGGUUUAUUACGAAGAUACCGGUAUGUGGACAUUGGGUUUCGGUGUCUCCUUAGCCUCUGCUAUUAUAGCCUUGAUUUCAUUCUUAGCAGGAUCUCGAAAAUAUCGAUAUGUUAAGGCGUAUGGCAAUCCUGUCAUAAGAGUAAUCCAGGUCUUUGUUGCUGCCACUAGGAAGUGGAAUGUUGAACCCGCCAAGGAGGACCAACUUUACGAGGUUGACGGCAAUGUAUCCGCCAUCAAAGGAAGCAGAAAGAUUCUUCACUCCCAAGAUAUAAGAUUCAUGGACAAGGCGGCAACACGGACAGUAAAAGACGGGAAUGAAUCCGGGAACCAAUGGCGACUUUGCACUGUAACUCAAGUUGAGGAAGCCAAAUGUGUGUUGAGAAUGAUACCAGUUUGGCUGUGCACUAUUAUUUACUCUGUUGUAUUCACACAAAUGGCUUCUCUUUUUGUCGAACAAGGUGAUGUAAUGAACAACAAGGUAGGAAAAUUUCACUUGCCAGCAGCAACCAUGUCUGUGUUUGAUAUAUGCAGUGUCCUUGUAUGCACUGGACUUUAUCGCCAAGUUCUAGUUCCCUUGGCCGGAAAAUUAAGCGGUAAUCCUAAGGGGUUAAGCGAACUUCAAAGAAUGGGAGUUGGCCUAGUUAUUGGAAUGCUUGCGAUGGUUGCAGCUGGUGUAACGGAGUUUGAAAGGCUUAAACAAGUUCAGCCUGGACAGAAACAAAGUAAUUUGAGUAUAUUCUGUCAAAUUCCACAGUAUGUUCUUGUUGGUGCUUCAGAAGUUUUUAUGUAUGUGGGUCAGUUGGAGUUCUUCAAUGGUCAAGCACCUGAUGGCAUAAAAAGCUUUGGAAGUUCACUUUGUAUGGCAUCAAUUUCUCUUGGAAACUAUGUUAGCAGCAUGAUGGUGAAAUUGGUGAUGAUAUUCACUGCUAGAGGCGAGGAACCUGGAUGGAUUCCGAAUAACUUAAAUGUUGGGCACAUGGACAGGUUUUUCUACCUCAUUGCAGCGCUAAGUGCCCUUGACCUUGUCAUCUAUGUGUUCUGUGCUCGGUGGUACAAGGGUGUCACGAACAUUGAAGGUAGUGACAAUGUCGGAAGCCAAGAGGACAAUGUUUGAUUGACUCAGAGAAGCUUGAGCUUUUAUGUGUUUUCUUUCUAUCUUGUCAAAGCAUAUGCUUUCUUGUUUUGCUUUGGACAAUUUUCUUUUCCUUUGGAUAAAUUUCUAGUUUUGAGUAGCUAGGAUGUUAAAUUUUCUUUUCUCAUUUAAUAUAUUGCGUAUUUGUUAAUGCGACCAAAA